CUACAAGACGCCGAUGACGGCUACUUAGGAGAAGAAGAAGAAGCUUUAAUAUAAAAAAACGACUCAUUUCACCAACCAUGACGACGUCCUCGGAGCAACUCGGCACGUUCACGGGUCUUUACGACCUGGGUCCGCAAAACUUUUACUAUGCGGCCUGCGCGGACGGCCUGGCGUGGUUCCAGUCGCGGGGGCUCGACCACUUGGAAAGAGCGAGGCAAGACGACGAGGUUUCGGAAACCGCCCCCAAGCUCGACCUGGUUUGUAUCCAGGAAAAAACACCCCUCCUUAUCCAUUUUUUACAUGACAAGUGGUGGACUUUAUGCACGUUUUGCAUGACAAAUUGGAUGGGGAUGGGUGUUUUUUCCUGGAUAGUUUGCUGCGACAUCGUGCAACCGAUGAACGUAUCAAAUGUAAAAAUGUCUGGGUCUGGAAGCUUGCCAGGUUUGUCAUGCAUAUUUUGGAAGACUCAUGAUGUCUGUGAUGCAUGCUCUAGUUUGACAUAUUUUUAGGGGCCUUUGUCAUGCCUCUAGCGCAUGAGAACUUCCCUCUCCGAGUAGCACAGACUGGAGUUCUAUUGCCGGUCAUGCAAUACAAAUCUUUUUAAAAUCCAGAGAGCAUAGAAAUCUUCCAGACCCAGACAUUUUUGCAUCUAAUAGAACGCGGCCUCGGCCGCGUCGCUGACCACCGGGGGCACGCCCGGGUUCCCGCGGAAACUACUGUACGGACUGCGGACCGCGCACUGCCCGCCGCUGUGGACGCGGGAGGGUCUGGUGGUGGCUGCGGACCACUUCCUGUGGCUCUUUCACGGAUUUGAAGAGGAACCGCUGCGGAUCAGCUUCCCCGGUUUCGAAAUUCCAUCCGCCGACACUGGCAUUCUCAGCUGCGACAGUCUGGGCCGCAUUGCGAUAGUUUUGCGUCGAAAAAUAACUACAGCGUCUUCGACGACUGGCGGUUCAGGUUCUUCUUGUGUGAAAACCAGCUCAAGCACCAGCAGCCGAAACUGCCUUCCGCCGGCGACGCACACCGCAACGGAUGUGCUCGUCGUUCUCGACCCCCGGCCACUGACCGCGGCGGCCUUCGCGCCCGAGCAGCAGAUGUUGUCAACAUCUGGUGGCCCAGACCUGUUCGCACUGCUGGGUCGGUACUAUCCUGUUUCUGUCGAGGAUCAAGCUGGCGGAGGACCAUCAGCGCAGGAGUCCGCCUUGGUCUUGCGGAAGAAAAAGACGCAGUUAUCGUUGGACCUAAACUUCUCCCUGCACCUACCCGAGACGCAGUGUUUAUUCACCUUCGAGCUCGCCCCGCACGAGCGCGUCGACUGUGUGGACUUGGUGUGCCCACCGGGCCCGGACGCCAGCAAAGAGCAGAAACAAGCGCUGUCCGCGUCCAACGCCAUGUUCAACUGGCGGCUGUUGGCCUGUGUGCGCGAGCCGAACACCAUGCAGGGCCGACUGAUGUUGUUCGAGAACGCUAACGCCGCGGGGUACGUCGAGGGUCCGGACGGUUCGCUGGUGGGCAGCCAGGCUGGAGCCAGUCCGAAACGAGCACCACCACCCGCGGACGUGCGGGACGUGCGCGCCGGCGGCCGGCUGGACGCGAUUCGUGCGGCCUUGCUGGAACUGGGGAUCUGCGCGGCUGCAGACCAGCUUGAGCCGACGUGCAUUCGCGACAACUGGGACCUGUUUGGCUCGGUCAGCGCCGCGGAAGCAGCAGACCAAAGUCAGCACAAUACCUCCGCGGCAACGUCGCAAAUAAAGCGGUGCAUGCACUGGUGUGAUUACGCCAAGCCGCAGGCGAAGUGGCUGGGAGGGGGGCGGAUCGCCGUCCUCAUGACCGUGGAUGACCGCUGUGGGAUGUACACUGUGGCGGUUUUCCCGCUUUUUUUCCAUGAGGUGAAGUGGCGGUCGCAUGGCUCGCACCUCCGAAGGGACGAUCCGUUGAAUUGUUGCUGGACAGAUUUUCAACAGCCAAAUCUGGCGCCAACUGGCGAUGCUAGUUCUGCAGCCGCCAGCCUGUCAACCAGCAGCACCAACAGGUCCGCACCGCAUUUGCUCUUUCCCGGCUGCUCGCAAGCGCGCUACGAACGGACGUUGCAGUUGCGGCAGUCCAGCACACCUAACCCGUGGAAUCGGAACUACAAAACCGCCGUGCCGGAGUGUUUUGGGGAAUUUGACGGCAACUCGUUCGUCGUCUUCCAGGACGUGAAGGGCACGUGGCACGGGAUCCUCUCCCGCCCCGGAUCGGCCGGCAAGCCCCCGAAGAACGCCGAAGCAGCGUUGUGUCCGGACGACGCGCGGUUCUGGGACGAGCUGUGUAUGACUUGCUCAAAUCGGUUACCAUCUCAAACGUUACAAUAGAAUCUUCUGGGAUCUGUGUUGCAUGAUGAGCAUGACAGACUCGCACAGCGUUCCACCUUUUGCACUACAAAUUUCGCCAGAUUGUAGUGAAGUUUGGGGCUCCGGAACUUGUCAUGCGCAAUCCUAUGAGAGUUGGCUAGAUGAUGCACUCUUGUAUCACAGAUUUCCAUAUUCUAUUGUAACAGUUGAGAUUGUAACUACACCUGAGCGCGUCAUACUGUGGACGCUGAAUUUCGACCGCGGGCUCUGCAUUCGCCUCCCGGGCCCCCAGGUGCUCACCCGCGGCUGUUUGGUGCCGUUGUUCGCGGAGCCGGCCGCAGCCGACACCGCGCCGGUCUCGCCGUCGCCGAAGCGCGGUGCGUCCUCCACCGCGGCCAGCGUGGAAGGCACGCCAGUGCAGCACACGACGGGUUCCGGCACGGUCGGGGGGCGACCCGGAGUUUUCCAAGGCGGCCCGCGGGGCACGGGGCUGGACACAGGCACUGCGGCGACGUCCCUCGAAGUCACGUCCGCAGGACGGACUCCGACCAACUCCGCGACAAAAAGCGGCACUACGACGCUGGGCUCGCCCACCGGCGGUUCGUCCCGGAACGCGGGACAGGCGGGGGCCAUCUACGUGUUUCACGCGUCGCCGACGGAAAGUGGGGAUGUGUUCUACGUGUGCAACGGCCUGAACCCCGAGGCAGUCAACUACGUUCCCACCUACCGGCUGACCUACACGGGCCGGCGGUUCCCGACCGCACCGCCCCGGUGUCUCAGCAUCCCAGCGCCGUCGCGCGGCGGCGAAAGGGUGCCCUGUGUGGUGUACCUACCGGAAACGUGCGAAUACGUCAAGGACGGCCCGGCGGCGUCGUCCUCGCCUGAAAGAGGUAUAAUGCUGUAUUAUUUCUUCCGGCUGCAGCUGUGAACGAUGUUUCUCGCGUCGCGCAAUGACACUUCGUAAGACGGUGCGUUGAUCCUCAUACACUAUGAUCAGGAUCAUCAUCUUGUUCAAACAAUCGGGAAGGGGAAUGAAUGAAACACUCGUCCAAAUCUACUUCUCAUCAGGUGGUGCGACACGAAGCUCCUCAUCCAGCAGUUCCAGUAGCAGUAGGCUGCAGCGCAAGUACCCAGUAAUCGUGUGGCUGCACGGCGGACCGAACAGCCACACGCGGCUCGAUUGGAUUCCCACUUCCCCGAACGCGCUGGGUUCCGCGUCCCCCAACCGCACCUGGGGGCCGGUGCACCUGGGCCCCUGGCUCGCCAGCCACGGCUACAUUUGCGUGAUGCCAAAUUUCGUCGGCGGCACGCGGUACGGACUGUCCCGGCUCCGCGCCGGGUGGGGCCCCGGCCGGUUCGGCGUCGCGGACGUGAGCGACGUGCUGGAUGUGGGCAAGUAUUUUCGCACCCGCCAGGCCCAGGUCGACUUCUUCGGUGACAAGGGCGCCAGCGAACAGGGCUUCGCGCCGAAGAUCGGACUCGCGGGCCGGAGCUGUGGCGGUUUGGUAACGUUACUGUGUGUGCAGCAAGCGGAAGCCGUGUCCCUCGGAAACUACACGGGCGGGGGCAGCGAAGUGAAGAUGGCCGUGAAGAACGGGGGGUUCCAAGCCUUUCCCACGGUGUUCCAGUGCGGCGUGGCGUUCUGCCCGAUCACCGAUUGGGCCAGGUCGCAACAGUGCUCGAACGACAGCCGGGACGUAUCUCUCCUCGGCGGCUUCGUGACCGAUCCAGUCUGUCCCAACCCUGCGCUGGAGCACGCGCGAAGAAUCAGCCCGGUGUUCGUGCAGGGGCCGCUGCAGGCGCCGGUGCUUGUGAUGCACGGCACGGAAGACCAGGUUGUCACUUUCGACAACUGCCUCCGGUUCCGCGAUUUGGUGCUGAAAAAGCACUGCGGCGGCUACGAAAUGAAGCACUUCGACGCCAAAACGGAAAGCUUUGUCGACGUUGAAAGGGUAGCUCCGGACUUUGAGGGAGGAUCUUCACCGGGUAUUUGUAUUCGUGGUUUGUGAUCUUCACAGGCAGGACGUUUAUUUGAGGCGUAUAAUGCUAGUGCGUAGUCAUGAUGGAGAACGAUUCACAUCUGUGGUGAGGCUGAAUCAAUACGCAAAGCCAGAAACAAGGAACAAUUCAACAGGAGGAUUGCACUAUAUUUUUAAAAACUACAGAUCGCAGCAGGGCGGCGUUUAGUACCUCAGGAGCCGUCAAAAAUGGCGUGACCGCGACAAAUGAGGAGCCGGCGACCUUGAUCACCGUACAAGGCGAGGAUCACACGCUGGUUCGGCAGGCCGGCUGGCGUCGAGAAAUCCCCUUGCUGCUGCUCCACUUUUUCAGCCGCCACUUGCAGCCCUGGGAAUACCCGAACAAUUGCGCGCCCUGGAAUCGGUGACUGAGAAGGUCGAGCAGUAGUUCGCGGGACGAGUAAAGUACACGUCGGGGUGUUGGUAAGCAAUAUACCGAUAAAAACUUCGAAGAAGAUGAUGAUCAAGAUUGUGGAAAUGCAGCUCGAUGUGGACCACUUCCUUUCGUUCCUCCUGCAGCUCUCGAGCAGCAGACACAAGAAAGUGAAGUUCGAGUACAACUUGUUCCAGCAGCUGCUGUUGAACCGAUGACGCCGCCUUGUCGUCGUCGUGGACGAAAGGGAGGUCGUGCAGUGGAUUAGCCUCGUUGACGAAGAGAGUGCCGCACCAGAGGAUGAAGGCCACACGCGAGCUGCCGCUGUCGCUAAAGCACGAUAUCAUAAUUUGAUGAGUACCAUACUAGGCGACGAAAAAGCAUUUCCUCGUCAAGAGCUAGCUUCAUCUUCGAACCCGAGAUCCAGAAUUGAUUCCCGAUGACGGACAACAUGCGUGCC
Molecule: messenger RNA, 5184 nt
Organism: Amoebophrya sp. A120
Lineage: Eukaryota; Dinophyceae; Syndiniales; Amoebophryaceae
Source: the annotation of a GenBank genome assembly